GAUCACAGGAGUGUCCGGUGGCAACAGAAGAGAGUGCAGCUAGAAUUCAUGCCUUGGUAUCAUCAACGUGCAAGCCAUGGAAAUAACAAUAAAGAGUUUUCCCAUGAAGGUUGUCAAUAUUCCGUGGAGAAAUAACAACUUGAGUAAUCUGCAUACGGAACCUCCUCUGUCUGAACAUGGAGAGACCAUCAUUGGGGUCUACCUGCUGGUAUUAGGAUGGCUGUCCUGGUUCGGGAACAGUUUAGUGAUUUUUGUUCUGUACAAACAAAGAUCCUCACUGCAGCCGACAGAUUUCCUGACUUUAAAUCUCGCCAUCUCGGACGCCAGCAUCUCAGUAUUCGGCUACUCCAGAGGAAUCCUGGAAAUAUUCAACAUCUUCAAGGAUGACGGUUUUCUAAUCACUUGGAUUUGGACCUGUCAGGUGGACGGUUUCUUCACGCUGAUGUUUGGCCUGGCGAGCAUCAACACCUUGACUGUAAUCAGUGUGACCAGAUACAUCAAGGGAUGCCAUCCCAACAAAGGUUGCUGCAUCACCAUGAACACCAUAGCAAUAUCACUGAUCUGCAUCUGGACCGGAGCAGCGUUUUGGUCCACUGCACCAUUGCUGGGCUGGGGAAGUUAUACAGAUCGAGGAUACGGAACAUGUGAGGUGGACUGGUCCAAAGCUAAUUAUUCCACCAUCCAUAAGGCCUACAUCAUCUCUAUCCUCAUCUUCUGCUUCUUCAUCCCUGUGAUGAUCAUGCUCUUCUCCUACAUCUCCAUCAUCAACACUGUGAAAAGCACUAACGCCAUGUCAGCGGAUGGUUACAUCACCGCCCGGCAAAGGAAGGUGGAGAGAGAUGUCACAAGGAUCGCCAUAGUCAUUUGCACUGCUUUCAUCAUGGCCUGGUCGCCAUACGCAGUCGUGUCCAUGUGGUCGGCUUGGGGCUUCCACGUCCCAAGCACAACCAGCAUCUUCACCCGCCUCUUUGCCAAGUCCGCCAGCUUCUACAACCCUCUCAUCUACUUCGGUAUGAGCUCCAAAUUCCGCAAGGACGUGUGCACUCUACUGCCAUGUUCACGGGAGAACAGGGAUGUGGUUCGCCUGCAACGCUUUAAAAAUAUCAAGCUCAAGACUGAGGCUACACUCCCACCCGCACCCCCGCUUGUCCAGGUACUGGAGGCCAAAUACACAGCGAAAGAAGUGAUGCAGUACAAUCCUGAUAGUGACUCAGGAGUCAACAGUCCUCCUGAGACUCCUCCAUCUGACACACAGGAGAUCUUCCACAUCGAUGUGCCGUCCCAUAUUGAAACCUCAGAGUACUGUUGUGACAGACUCUAAAGACUGAAACCAUGCGACUUGAACUAAUACUUGAAUUAUGAUGGGGAAUUCAGACAGAAUUUUCUAUUUUUUGGUCUUACCCAUGUUAAAAAAGACGUACAAUGCUUUGCUACUUUCAAUAAAGUUAUGUAUUGUCUAAAGGUUAA
Doryrhamphus excisus (bluestripe pipefish) is the source of this 1467-nucleotide messenger RNA. RefSeq names its product opsin-5-like. Gene Ontology annotation, cellular component: membrane. Lineage: Eukaryota; Metazoa; Chordata; Actinopteri; Syngnathiformes; Syngnathidae. Gene Ontology annotation, molecular function: G protein-coupled receptor activity. The record is from RefSeq and is a predicted model, not a curated record. Gene Ontology annotation, biological process: G protein-coupled receptor signaling pathway.